This is a messenger RNA of Elgaria multicarinata webbii, 4798 nucleotides long. RefSeq names its product MICAL like 1 (gene MICALL1). The record is from RefSeq and is a predicted model, not a curated record. Bases 74 to 2878 code for a protein of 934 amino acids. Gene Ontology annotation, molecular function: protein binding. The transcript has 16 exons. NCBI's taxonomy places the organism in Eukaryota, Metazoa, Chordata, Lepidosauria, Squamata, Anguidae.
CUCCUCGGCCCCAGCCAUGGCGCUUUCCCCGGCAACGGCUCCCUGAGCCGGGCUCCCGCUCCCCUCCGCCCCGAUGUCGGGUCCCCGCAGCGCCUUGCAGGCCUGGUGCCGCCGCCAAUGCGAGGGCUACCCCGGCGUGGAGAUCCGCGACCUCAGCAGCUCCUUCCGGGACGGCCUGGCCUUUUGCGCCAUCCUCCAUAGGAACCGGCCUGAUUUGCUGGACUUUGAUUCGCUUUCUAAGGACAAUGUAUAUGAGAACAACCGUCUGGCAUUUGAGGUGGCCGAACAAGAGCUGGGCAUCCCUGCCCUGCUGGAUCCCAGCGACAUGGUCUCCAUGAAGGUCCCCGACUGCCUCAGCAUCAUGACUUACGUCUCCCAGUAUUACAACCAUUUUAACAACCCCGACCAAGCCAGGGUCCCUCCGCCUCUGAAGCGCCCAGCGGCUGCCUCCUCGCCUACUCUGCCAGCCCACAGGCCCGUGGUUGCUUCCGAGAUGACAUCAGCACCCCAGGACGAUGUUGCUGAAGGCCCGGAGGAGCAGUCUCAGCGGACCACCCUUAGCAGCACCUGUGCGGCUUGCCAAAAGCACGUCCACCUGGUCCAGCGCUAUCUGGCCGAUGGCAAACUGUACCACCGCCAGUGCUUCAGGUGUAAAGAGUGCUCCAGCACGCUCCUCCCUGGAUCUUACAAGCCUGGACCAGAACUGGGCACCUUUGUGUGCACGCAGCAUCGUGGCAAGCUGGGCCUCAGUGUGAGGAGAGAGCACAGGCCGAGUCCAGAGCUUCAGCAUGCCAGGGAAAGCCAUGAGCCUGGCGUAGCGAGCGCGUGUGUGGAGGGAGAGAACGGAGUUUUGGAGAGUCGCCCAUCGGCCACAGAAGAGAUGGGGGAGAGAGCAGUUGACGGAGCCGAGUCGGAGGCUGAGGUGCCUCCUGCCCAGCCUAAGAAUGAAACGCUCGCCUCCGUUCCCAGCUCCGAGCCUUGCUCCCAAACGCCACCCAGGCCUCCAGUGCCAGCCAAGCCGCCCAUGCUCAUCCAGGACAAAGCCAGCCAGCAAUAUGGGCAGCUCAAGGAGACCCGGCCUACCCCCGCCCCCAGGAAGAGCACGGAUGCCACAGCCCUCUCCCCUCCAAACUCCCACCCUGUUCCAAGGCCCAGAGCCAACGUGCAGAGCGAGGGCUCCAGUGAGCCAGGAUCCGGUCUGGUCAAUGGUAGGCCAUUUGAACCCUGCCCUCCAGUUCCAAAACCCAGAGGCAGACCCACGUCCUCAGACCGAACCGGAGAAUCGCCAAGGCCAAAAGACCCUCCGUGGAUCGCGUUGGUCCAGGGGGAGCCCAAGAAGAAGCCUGCUCCUCCUCCCCCUCCUCCAGGCGGCAGCAAGGAGACCCCAGAAAGGCCUUUGGAAGAGGACGAAGGCGGCGAAGAGGAAGCAGGGAAGGCCCAAGGCAGAGAAGGCUGGCCCACUCUGAGGGAGCCCAAGCCCUAUAACCCCUUUGAGGAGGAGGAGGAGGAGGAGGAGGAAGCAGCGAAAGAGGAAUCAGUCAUGCCGCAGAGCACCCCGAAACAAGAGCCGGGCGAGGGUGAGGCCAGCUCCAAGACUGCUCACCCCUGGUACGGCAUCACUCCCAACAGCAGCCCCAAGACCAAGAAACGACUGGCUCCGAGGGCCCCCAGCGCCUCCCCGCUUGUCCACCACCCCAUCUCCAGACUCUCCCGCUCCGAGCCGCCUUCCUCCACCCCGUCGCCCGCCCUCAGCCUGGAGAGCAUCACGUCCGAGUGUUUGGCCAAGGCUGCUGACAACCUGGAGGAGACCUCUGUGCCCAAGAGCUCCUCUGAGCCUGCGGUCCACGCUCCCGUCGCUUCCGUUGUCAUCUCUUGCUCGGACCCUCCGCUCGCCAGCGUCUCCUCCAGCGAGGGCCCUGUGGCUCUGCCUAGCGGCUCGACUGUCUCCUCCCUAUCGUCGUCCAGCGAUUUGGCCGGCGACGGCCACGAAGUGCAGGGGGGGGAUUUACAGACUACCCGAAGCUGCUCAGCUGGGAACUUGAAAAGCAUCCCCGGGCGAGUCUCCCCCAGGCCGCCUGCCGGUGCCACUCCUACGCCCCUCCUCUUGGCUUCAGAUCUGAGUGGUGGAGCUGCCAGGAACUCUCCGUCACCCAAAGCACAGCCGAAGUCAUCCUGCAAAGAGAACCCCUUCAACCGGAAGCCGUCGCCUGCUGCCUCCCCCUCAAUUAAGAAAACUCCAAAGGGACCCAAGCCGGCGAGGCCUCCUGCUCCUGGACAUGGCUUUCCACUGAUCAAACGGAAGGUUCAGUCAGACCAGUACGUCCCGGUGGAGGACAUCUAUGGUGAGAUGGACAGCAUAGAGCAGCAGCUGGAUGAACUGGAGCACCGAGGAGUCGAGCUGGAAAGGAAACUCCGCAGCAUGGAGAACGAUGUCCCCGAGGACGGUUUGCUGGUGGACUGGUUUAAACUCAUCCACGAGAAGCACAUGCUGGUGCGGCGUGAGUCUGAACUCGUCUACAUUUUUAAGCAGCAGAACUUGGAGCAGCGUCAGGCGGACGUGGAAUAUGAACUCCGAUGCCUUCUCAAUAAACCUGAGAAAGAUUGGACGGAUGAGGACCGAGUGAGGGAGAAGGUGUUGAUGCAAGAGCUUGUGACCAUCAUUGAACAACGGAAUGCCAUUGUCAACUGCCUGGACGAGGACCGGCAAAGGGAGGAAGAGGAGGAUAAAAUGUUGGAAGCCAUGAUUAAAAAGAAAGAAUUUCACAAGGAGGCCGAGGCUGAUAACAAGAAGAAAGGGAAAUUCAAGCCCAUGAAAGUGCUGAAGCUGCUUGGGAACAAACACGAGUCAAAGAGCAAGUCGCCCAAGGAGAAAAGCUAAAGCAGGCGGCAGCCAGAAGCGGGGAGGGCUGUCGUGUGCUCUCCGUCUGCACCGGUCCUGACUGGCUGGGCACCUGGUAAAAGCGGACUUCUGGCCUCCUGCCCUUUUCUUUUUUAGAAGCUGUGCCUCACCUUACACCAAAGAUGGCUUUUCCCCAGAGAAAUUCAGUCGAUUUCCAGCAAGAGACACUCCUUUGCCUACUAAAGGGGGAGGUGUGGCAGGUCCAGUUGGCACUUGAAAAUUACGGGCAGACAGACUUGGAGGAGGAAGCUAACUGGUCCCCGUCAGCUUCAGGCUGGGAUGGGGGUGGGGAAGCAAAACAGCGUCAGAUUUCCUCAGUUGUGUACGUGUUCUUCUUAUUAAUGGCUCUGAGCAGUCCAGGAUUUGGGUGUCUAUGGGAAACUUGCACUAAUAGUCCCCUUUCUCUAACUGUGAUAGUCACGUGUGCCUCGUACCCCUCUCCUUUGGGGAGCAGGAGACCUUCCGUAGCAGUCCGGGAGCCUCCCUGUCCCUGCUCCAAAUCCCUUUUCCUGCUUGUCCCAUAUAUAUAAAUCCCACUUUGGUCAUUUGAAAAGACUUUGGGCUUUCAGAGCAGGAUUUAUUUAUUUAUUUUGUUGGUAUGAACUGUUAAAACUAGAGAUAUCACAGAAAACGCUUCUGGGUCAUAUAGAAACAGCCAAAAACCUAAGCAGUGCCCCUACUUCUAGAAGCCUUCUCUGCACCAAAGGAGGAUGUUCUGUGAAUGCUCUUGGGAACUAUUUUAAAAAGCUGGGAGAAAAGCUGAAGGCAGCCAUCCCAAACCUGGUGCCCUCCAGAUGUGUUGGACUGCAACUCCCAUUAUCUCCAACCAUCAGUUAUGCUGGUGGAGGGUGGUGGGAGUUGUAGUCCAAGGCAUCUGGAGAGGGCUUCGUUAAAGGGAUGGUAUUUGUGCAGGUCUGGAUAGGACACUCAGUGGCCCUUUUAACCCUCUUGAUUGCUGCUGCUAAUUUCAUCCAUGGUGCUCCUCAGGGGACACAGGGGGCUGGGAAAGGGUCAAGCAUUCCCUGUCUGCUGUUAGGGCAUGCGAGGAUGUCAAGCUGUACUCAACGCCAAUAGGGCUUCUUUUUGCCUUGCUCAUCAGUGCCACCCUUAGCCCAUUUGGGAGGGAUCUCUGCUGCUCCUCCCCCAGCUUGAUCUGUAUAUACUUUUCUAAGCGUGCAAGAGAGCUCUUUCUACAGUUUUCUGAGCUGAAUUCCAAACUCCGCCCCCUCCCCACUUCCAGCUUUGUUUUUAUUUGUUUUGUGUGAGUGUGCGUGCGUGCAUUGGGAGGGGAGUCACGUCUUUCCUCCUUCCUUUCUGCCUUCUCCUCUGAGUUGAGGAGCUAUUUAUUGAGAUGUUUGUUUGGUCUGAGUGAAACACUGAUAGUAUUGUAGGUGUUGGUUAGUCAGCUGUUAGUCUUGAGUUCUUGUUAGCAGAGUAGACUACCAGCCCAGAGCAAAUUGCUGUGCUGCCUUAUCCAAAUAAGAUGAAUUUUUGGCAAGUCCCUGGCUAUGACGCGCCGCCUUGACCAUUCCAGAAGAGGAUCUAAGUUCAUCAGUGUUGCCAGCUCUGGUCAAGGCCAUGUUCUAAGCCACCAUCUGAUUCCUGCUCUCCACAGCAAAGUGACCCCUGGGUUUGAUCCCAAAGCACAACAUUCCCCUCGAUAAAACAAAACAAGCCAGUGUUCCAAAAUGCCGCCAGACAGGCUCCCAUCAGAAAUCCCCACACCCUGGUGGACAUAAUUACACUGUAUUAACUUCAAUCUCCGCUGACAUGCAGGGAACAAAAAUAAAUAAAUAAACAAUUGUAUUUAGCAUCUGUUGUAGUGUUUAUUUCUGUGUUUGAGUCACCUUCACCCAGCAGAAAGGGGACAAGAUCAGUUCUACAUGAAUAUAUUUCCAG